This is a messenger RNA of Gopherus flavomarginatus (Mexican gopher tortoise), 3265 nucleotides long. It is a transcript of the gene SASH3, whose product is annotated as SAM and SH3 domain containing 3. The transcript is spliced from 8 exons. The coding region runs from base 203 to 1345 and encodes 380 amino acids. NCBI's taxonomy places the organism in Eukaryota, Metazoa, Chordata, Testudines, Testudinidae. Gene Ontology annotation, molecular function: protein binding. Gene Ontology annotation, cellular component: cytoplasm; nucleus. The record is from RefSeq and is a predicted model, not a curated record. Gene Ontology annotation, biological process: positive regulation of immunoglobulin production; positive regulation of adaptive immune response; positive regulation of B cell proliferation.
CUACUUCCUUCUUCCUCCCCCAGCACCAGCUGCCCUGGAGCAGCAAUUGCCGUAAGUGCAACUCAUGUGACGCCGCAGCUUCCUGUGCAUUUCCCAGUGUCUGCUUCAGCUACGGGUGCAGUAAGUGACACGCUGGGUGCUGUGCUCCACGGCUCAGACUUCCCCUUGCUUGUCCUCUUCCAGCCUUUCUGGAGAGAGCGCCAUGCUGCGCCGCAAGCCAUCCAACGCCAGCGACAAGGAGCAGGCGCAGAAGAAGAAGCUCUCCCUGCAGCGCUCUAGCAGUUUCAAGGAUUUUGGAAAGGCCAAGCCCAGCUCCCCCGUGGUGAGCGAGAAGGAGUUUAACCUGGAGGAGAACAUUCCUGAGGAUGACCUGGCCAACGCACCUCCUGAUGACACUGGGAAGAGCAGUGGCAUGAAGCUGGGCAGGAAGUGGAGAGCUGUCAUUUCCCGCACCAUGAACAGGAAGAUGGGCAAGGUGGUGGUGAAGGCACUGGCUGAGGGGAAGGGAGAAGUGGGGGAAGAGGGCUCCAUGUCGCUGGACGGCAGCCUGGAGGAGCCAAGCCUUGAGAAGAUGCCCUUGUCAUAUGUGGAGCUGCAAGAGGACGUGCACACACCGCUCAGCCGCCAGACAUCCAGUGGGAGUGAACUUGGCUGCACCAGUCCCUGCACUACAGGCAGCAAUCGCAACAGUCUGAGGCUGGAGGAGCCCAGCCUGCCCUACAGUGGCCCUUUCUGCGGGAGAGCCCGAGUCCAUACAGACUUCACGCCCAGCCCCUACGACAAGGACUCAUUGAAGCUGCGGAAAGGGGACAUCAUCGGGAUCAUAGAGAAGCCCCCCGUGGGCACCUGGACAGGGGUGCUAAACAACAGAGUGGGCUCCUUCAAGUUCAUCUAUGUGGACAUCAUCCCUGAGGAGCCGGUGCCAGCCCGCAAGAACCGAAUGCAGAGCAAGAGCAAGCGGCCCAAGCCCAAGACCUUACACGAGCUGCUGGAGCGCAUAAACCUGGAGGAGCACAUCUCCACCUUGCUACUGAAUGGCUACCAGACCCUGGAGGACUUCAAGGAGCUGCGGGAGACCCACCUGAAUGAGCUAAACAUCAUGGACCCCCAGCAUCGCGCCAAGUUGCUCACAGCUGCUGACCUGCUGCUGGACUAUGACACCAGUGAGGCUGAGGAAGGAGAGAGCUUGGAGCCACACCCUUCCCCCUCGGACCCCAAAGGGGACAUUCCCCGUGACUCGGGCUGCUUCGAAGGAUCUGAGACACUGGAGAGUGGCCGGGAUGAGGCGGAGCUGAACAGCACAAAGGAGCAACUUCAGGCCUUCUCUCUAGAAGAGUCCUCCUGAGCUUGCCCCCUCCUUGCCCCAACCCUCCCAGCACUACCCCACAUCAGGGACUUAACCUGCAGAGCAGGGAGGACAGGACACCCCAAGGGCACUCUCUACCCCCUGACCAACAUCUGGGGAGAUGCCUGGACCACAGGUGACCACUCCUCUGCUGGGGACAGUCAUGUGAGCCCUGCAGGGGAAGACACUGGCGCUGUUUUAUGGUUCUACGGGGCAGCUGCCGAGGUCCCCACCCCAGGAUACAUCUCCCUUUUGGGAACUGCACAGGACCCAUCUCUGCGUUCCUGUCAAAGACAAAGGACUUGCUUCCGCAAAUAGCUCAGUCUUCAUUCUCCAGCCUCUCCAUUAGAAACUCCAGUCUCAGAGCCUGUGCAUUAGCCAUGAAUGGGUGUUUCUCUGCCCCUCUGCCUGGCACCCACUGUCGUCUGCCCACACCCUCUGCCUGGCCUUACCAAAUGGCUGAGGCCUUAGUCAGCAGGACACCCUUUGAAUGGGAUGCAUCCAGGAAGCUCCUGGGCAAUGCAAAGACAAGCAGUUUAGCCAAGAGGGUGUCUGGGGCUGUGCAAUGGGAGAUGCCCACUAGCAGCUGAAGCUCCCCAACAUCAAAGGCUCUUUGCGAAGGAGGCUACAGGUAACCUAGGAGCUGGUGCUAACAGGUCAAGGGAGCCAGGCACCGAACAAGAACUGAGACUUGUGUGUUUCUAACGCAAGUCGGGGGGCGGGGGGAGAGGGAACAGGCAGCAGAGCAGGGCAACGGGUGCCACACAGGAUCCUCGCCACUCAAGACUCAGCAAGCGCUGAGAGCAGGAGUCUGUAGCCUCCCAAGCUGGCAUUUCUCAGCAUGGGGCGAGUCUCUUUCAGGGCAGAACCUAGCCAUGUGGGGACCAGCUUGGCCAGAAAGCAUAGGGUUUGGUUCCAGGGGCUUUGCUGCUCCUUGUCACAGAGCAUUGAGUUAUUAGAAAUAAGGCCACGCUGCAGCAGCUCCCCCCUGCCAAAGGCCUGGGCCAGCUCACUGCAGCAACCGACCAGGCCAUCGCUCCAGCCUGCCACACGCCCACUGGGGCCAACCUGGCUCAGGUCAGCUGCGACUUGUUUGGGAAGGUGGAAGGAAAGGAAACACCCUGUGCCGGAAAGACCAUGCAUUGUGCUCACAGCGUUCCCCAGUGUCAGUCCAUUCUGCCUUCGUGAGGGCAGAGUCCUCGCCUUGCAGCAGGUGCUGUGCGUCAGAAGGUGUGCCCAGAGGAAGUCGAUACUGAGUUGUUUUGUUUGAAAUGAUCCUUGCUGCUCAGUUCCCAAUCCCACAACUGCUCAAGAGCCCCUCUGUGCAGCAGAGAACAGGGACGUCCCCAACAAGAAUUCAUGUGUUCCCUACAGAGCUCACACCCCUGCUCAGGGCUGUCCCUGACAGACUAACACUGCAGCAUUGGGGCACAUAGAUGACGGAAGUAGCUGACAGAGGCAAGAGGGUGCUGCGUUAAGAGCAGCAAGAGUCCACCUGGCUUAAAAAAAACUAGCAGGAUGGGUUCUAGUUAGGGCUUGUCCCAGGGCAAAAGGGCUGGGCCAGCUUUGGCACAAUGGCACUGCACCAAGAGUUCUUCGGUUAGCUUAUGUUAAAAGGGCGGGAAAUGGUCUUGCACUGGAGCUGCACCCAUAUGCUGUUACCCACAGAAUAUGUGGAGUGACUGGGUAAUGGGCCAAUUCCAGUCCUGGAGUAAAGGGCUACAACACCCACUAAUGCUGAUGGGAGAUGUGACUCCUGUAAGCAGAUGUCUUUGGCCCCGUGUCUGUGGCAAGCUUAGCCCUGAAUUCCAGGACUCCUGUGCCUGCGAAAUCUCUGCCUUUCUGUUGCAGUAAUGUAGGUUUCGGUGUUGAAUUCACUCCUUUGUGCUUGACCCCAAUAAAAUGUGAUCUAACCUGUAA